UUAAAAUAAUUGCUGGAUCAUUCUCAGUUGUAAGUAUCGACUAGAAUACUAAUAAAAAAAGCUAAAUCAUGAAAAUUAUAGUUCUUUUAGUGGCCUUGUUAGGUCUUACGUAUACUGGAGCUGAUUCAACAGAUGGAGUGAAUUAUUUCAUUUGGUGUACUUACAAGGCCAUCGAUGAUGGAAUUCCUUCUAUUCCCAUACCAAAACAUAACCCUCUAGUUAUUCGUAAUAUCAGUUUUGAACUAGACCAACCCUUGCUAAAAGUUCAAUUUAACGCUACAAAUAACGUUCUUUAUGAUCUGUUAAACGCUACUUUCAAAGAACUGAACGUCACAGAUUAUCAUGAUCCAGAAAAAGUGAAAAUCGACUAUGAUCUGUACUGGCCUUUGCUGAAUUUGACUGGAGAUUAUUCAUUCUACUACAAAGUUCCCUUUGUAGAUGCUUAUCAAGUAAAUGGAUCAUACAAUAUCCUUUUGGAACAUACUGAUUGGACUGGAUACCUUGGUUUCGUGGAGCCUGGACAAGCCAAUGUCACUAGUGAAGUAGAUGAAUUCACUCUAGCAUCUGCUGUUAAAUCUGUUGAGGUUUCGAUUGACGGUUUUAACGGUAGUUAUAUUGAAAGUACAAUUCAAGAAGCCAUCUACUUUGCUUUCAACAAUUUCCCUAGUUCUGCAGCUGAAACAUUGAGAGUUGAUAGAUUCAACGAAUACUGGCUGGGCAGUUCAGAAAGAAUGCAAGCUAUUUUCGACAAUUGCAAAGAAGAUUAAUAAUAUUUAUUAUUUUGUGAUGUCUAAAUGAAUAGAGGAACUGAAUAAAGAAGAAUAUAAAGUUA
Molecule: messenger RNA, 832 nt
Organism: Sitophilus oryzae (rice weevil)
Lineage: Eukaryota; Metazoa; Arthropoda; Insecta; Coleoptera; Curculionidae
Exons: 5
Coding region: 69-767 (232 amino acids)
Source: RefSeq, a predicted model, not a curated record